AUGGGUGAGGAGGGCGCUGGAAGCUCUUCAGUGGCUUCUGUAGCGCUGUCGCUGUCGCUGUCCCACCGCCGCCUGGAACUCCUGCAGAGCUUCUGCACACCCAUCCUCACCAUUGGUGAGCUCCAGCCUCCGCCCUUCUGCUCCCCGGCAAGAGCGCCCCUUCUGCGGGAGUUCGGGACACGCUCUAGCGCACACAAGUGGACAGGCUGCCCGCGCUACGUGGAGCGGCUCACGCAGCUGUUGGAGGAGCUCAAGGCAUGCUAUGACAACCCCACUGAAAAGGCACCUGGUCCUCACCUGGACACGUUGCUGCCUCUGGCCCCUCUCAGUCCCCUCGGCCAGGGCCCCGAAACCUUCCCCUGUCCCCUUCUGGAGCCCUGCUGGCAGAGGAUGGAUGACUCCACAGCCCUGCCGCCCUCUGUUCCUGCGAAACCCCGGUGGAAGCAGUGGCUAGAAGCAGUGGGGAUCUUCCAAUAUGUGCUCACUUUUCUCUUCAUGGGCCUUUUCUUUUCCUGCCUUGUCAUCUUUCUUCUCUUCACACGGUUCUGGUUCAUUUCUGUUUUCUACUUGACGUGGCUCUACCUGGACUGGGACACGCCCAGCAAAGGUGGAAGACGUUAUGAGUGGUUGAGGAACCAGACGGUUUGGAAACACUUAAGGGAUUAUUUUCCUAUCAAGCUGGUGAAAACAGCAGAGUUGCCCCCCGACCGGAACUAUGUGCUGGGCUCUCAUCCACAUGGGAUCCUGCUCGCUGGAUCCUUCUGUAACUUCGGGACCGAGGGCAAUGGCUGCUCCCAGCACUUCCCUGGCCUUCGGCUCUCCAUGGCGGCGCUGGCCAUCCUCUUCUACCUCCCAGUCUACCGAGAGUACCUCAUGUGCUUAGGAGCACGACCGGUGAGCCGCGAGAGCCUGGACUUUCUCCUGUCACAGCCCAAACUGGGACAGGCCGUAGUCAUCAUGGUCGGAGGUGCCCAUGAGGCCCUGUACGCGAUCCCUGGGGAGCACUGCCUCACUCUCAAGAAGCGCAAGGGCUUUGUGCGCCUGGCCCUGAGGCAUGGGGCCUCCCUGGUGCCUGUGUAUACGUUUGGGGAGAAUGAUAUCUUCAGACUUAAAGCUUUUGCCACAGACACAUGGCAGUAUUGGUGCCAGGUCACCUUCAAGAAGCUCGUAGGAUUCUCUCCCUGUAUCUUCUGGGGCCGUGGUCUCUUCUCAGCUAACUCCUGGGGCUUGCUGCCCUUCUCUGUGCCCAUCACCACUGUGGUGGGCCGCCCCAUCCCCGUGCCCCAAUGCCUCGACCCCACCCAGGAGGAGGUCGAUCACUAUCACACGCUCUACAUGAGGGCUCUGGAGCAACUGUUCGAGGAGCACAAGGAGAGCUGUGGCGUCCCUGCUUCUACAUGCCUCACCUUCAUCUAA
Messenger RNA from Tupaia belangeri chinensis (Chinese tree shrew), 1416 nucleotides. It is a transcript of the gene MOGAT3, whose product is annotated as monoacylglycerol O-acyltransferase 3. NCBI's taxonomy places the organism in Eukaryota, Metazoa, Chordata, Mammalia, Scandentia, Tupaiidae. The coding region runs from base 1 to 1416 and encodes 471 amino acids. The record is from RefSeq and is a predicted model, not a curated record. Gene Ontology annotation, biological process: triglyceride biosynthetic process. The transcript is spliced from 9 exons. Gene Ontology annotation, molecular function: diacylglycerol O-acyltransferase activity. Gene Ontology annotation, cellular component: endoplasmic reticulum membrane.